UGAAGAAAAAUGAGCUCCACAGAAGACCUCGAAUAUCCUGGUAUCCUAAUUCAGUAUCAGAAUGGAUUUUUAAUUUCAAAGGUUAUGUUUGCUGCCUGUGAGUUGGGAGUAUUUGAUCUGUUGAGAGAGUCAGAAGAGCUCUUGUCCUCAAAGACCAUUGCGGAACGCCUGGGCAGCAGUCUCCAUGGAAUGGAGAGGCUGCUGGAUGCCUGUGUGGGUUUAAAGCUCCUGAGAGCAGAGGUGAAAAAGGAAGGAGCAUUCUAUGGAAACACAGACAUUUCCAAUCUCUACCUCACAAAAUCAAGUCCAAAGUCUCAGUAUCAUAAUUUGAUGUACUAUUCCAAAACUAUCUAUCUGUGCUGGCACUACUUGACAGAUGCUGUGAGGGAGGGGAAAAACCAACACGAGAGAGCAUUUGGCUUUUCAUCAAAAGACGUCUUUGAAGGUCUUUACAGAUCAGAAGAAGAAAUGAUAAAAUUUAUGUAUGGAUUGAAUGCAGUUUGGAGCAUAUGUGGCAGAGACGUGAUUACUGCAUUUGAUCUUUCUCCAUUCCCUGUGAUCUAUGAUCUUGGAGGAGGUGCUGGAGCCUUGGCCCAGGAAUGUGUUUCACUCUAUCCAAAUUGUACAGUCACCAUUUUUGACCUACCUAAAGUCUUACAAACAGCAAAGAAGCAUUUUGUGUCUUCAGAGGAUCAGCGGAUCACUUUUUAUGAAGGGGACUUUUUUACAGACCCAGUUCCAGAAGCUGACCUGUAUAUUUUAGCAAGGAUCCUCCAUGACUGGGCAGAUGAGAAAUGUGUGCAGCUCCUCACAAAAGUGCAGAAGGCUUGCAAGACUGGUGGUGGAGUUUUACUGGUUGAAACACUUCUGAAUGAAGACAAAAGUGGGCCUUUGGAAAGUCAACUCUAUUCCAUUAAUAUGCUCGUUCAGACUGAAGGAAAAGAGCGGACCCCAACAGAGUACAGCAAACUCUUCACAGCAGCUGGCUUCAAGGAGAUUCAAAUCAAGAAAACUGGAAAGCUGUAUGAUGCCAUUUUAGGGCGAAAAUGAUAUAGUCUCUAAACAUUUAUUAUCAGAUGUGCAAAAUAGUAACAAUAAUAAUGACAGAGUUUGGUGGAAGUUAAAAAUAUCUAUCCAACUCACAACAUCAAUUAUAAUAUCAAUAGCAGUCUAAUAAAUAUAAAACAUUACAGUACUAAUGUAUUUAAUUGCAGUCUAGAGUAAAACAGUGCCUACUUGGCCUUUUCUGUCUAGAAUUCUUCCACUAAGCAUGCCCUGUAAUCCACAUAGUGCAUAUUUGUAGGUAAUUACCGUAGCCAUUGCUUUGAACCUCUGUAAUGUCUUGUGAAGUGUGAAAGAUCAGAUAUGGAAUGCUGAUAAAACAGUUCAGUUAGAGUGAGGGAAAAGAAAGUGUCACACAAGCCUUAAAUGGUAGAAGAGUUCUUAAGAGAGAAGUACUGAGGGAAGAUGGGGCCUGUGAGGUGAUGUGUCAAGAGAGGGCUAGAACAGAAUUCAUGGCCAGGGACACCACACCCAUAUGUUGUAAGGCAAAUUACAAGUCUGCUGUGGUGUCUGGGAAUGGUGAUAUGCAUUUUGCCCAGUUCAGUUAAGUAGUCAUUUGUACUGUUGGUUUAGUGAAAGAAGCCAAAUCACCAUGUCUUCUCCAUUUUGGCUCUAAAGCCUCUUCCUGCCAAGGAUGAGACUGAAUUCCGCUCUGGAGUAGAAUGAUUCACACCUUAAACAGCAUUACAGAUAUUGGAGGUAGUAUGCUUCAAAAAGAAAUGGAACAAAAGAAAUACACUUGAUAGAUAGCAAUAUCUUCUAUUUUUGUUCAGACUAAC
Molecule: messenger RNA, 1841 nt
Organism: Rhineura floridana
Lineage: Eukaryota; Metazoa; Chordata; Lepidosauria; Squamata; Rhineuridae
Gene: ASMT
Product: acetylserotonin O-methyltransferase
Exons: 8
Coding region: 10-1050 (346 amino acids)
Biological process (GO): methylation; melatonin biosynthetic process
Molecular function (GO): acetylserotonin O-methyltransferase activity
Source: RefSeq, a predicted model, not a curated record